AUUUUCGGUGUGCGGCUUUUCAAGGCCUCUCUCUCUCUCUCUCUCUCAUCUUUGCUCAUUCACUCUAUUCAGAUCCCACUCUCUGCAAAUCCCCUGAUUCCCAAUUCCCAUCUCUCUCUCUAAAAUCCAUUUCCCUUUUCUUACAACCAAAAGAAGAAGGAAAUCGAAUCCCACUCUGCAAUUCCAAUUCACUUUCAGAGAGAUAUAGAUCUGCUGUUCUCCCAUGGCUUCUUCUGGGAAUCCAAAUCCACCGCCCCAGCAGCAACCCCAACCCUUUGACAUGCAGAAAUUCUUUAAACCAACAAACCCAACGCCACUCUCGCCCCAAUCCCAAACCCAGAACAAUUCAAACCAAAACCCUAACCCUAAUUUGAGUUCCUCUUCGUUCCCAAUCCCACCCGCCUCUUUCCCCCCGCCCUCUGGCCCUUACUCGUACCCUCCCCAGACGGCACCGUUUCACCACCACCAAUUCCAAUACCACCCUCACCCUCAGCCCCACCCCCACGGUAACCAUCCCCAAAUCCCUUACUCUCCUCAAGACCACCACUUGCUCCACCAGAGGUCUCUCUCAUUUCCCACGCCACCCCUCCAACCCCCCUCUACUUACAACAUUGCCACGGCCCCUUCCAACCCUAGCAGCAACAACAGUAGCACCUCCAAUUCGAACCCCAAUUCUGGUGCUCGAAUCAUGGCGCUUCUCGGCGCUCCAUCUGGCAAUCUAGAGUUGUCGGCUGCUCAGCCCGAGUUAUCCGUCCCCCCAGGGGUCUCGAUCGUGCCCACUAUCCCUAUGGGGAUUCCACCCACUGGCCCCACUCGAAUGCCGAGCAAUAAGCUCCCUAAAGGCAGGCAUUUGAUUGGCGAUAAUGUGGUUUACGAUGUGGAUGUUAGGUUACAGGGUGAGUUUCAGCCACAGCUUGAAGUUACGCCGAUUACCAAGUAUGGUUCGGAUCCCCAGCUUGUGCUGGGCCGCCAAAUUGCUGUUAAUAAGUCGUACAUAUGCUAUGGAUUGAAGCAGGGAAACAUUCGGGUUUUGAAUAUACACACUGCAUUGAGAUCUUUGUUUCGAGCUCAUACACAGAGGGUCACAGACAUGGCUUUCUUUGCUGAGGAUGUUCACCUUUUGGCUAGUGUGAGUGUAGAAGGACGGCUUUUUGUAUGGAAGAUUUCUGAAGGUCCAGAUGAAGAAGGUACACCACAAAUCACAGGAAAGGUUGUUAUUGCCAUUCAAAUAGUUGGAGAGGGGGAAGCUGUUCAUCCACGAGUUUGUUGGCACUGUCAUAAACAAGAGGUUUUGGUAGUUGGGUUUGGAAAGCGUGUAUUAAGAAUUGAUACUACUAAAGUCGUGAAGGGUGAAGUCCCUUCUGCAGAUGAGCCUCUCAAGUGUCCUGUUGAAAAGCUGAUUGAUGGAGUCCAAUUUGUUGGUAAACAUGAUGGAGAAGUGACUGAUUUGUCAAUGUGCCAAUGGAUGACCACUCGUCUGGUUUCUGCUUCUAUAGAUGGAACAAUAAAGAUCUGGGAAGAUCGCAAGGCACAACCACUUUUAGUAUUGAGACCCUAUGACGGCCAUCCGGUUUAUUCAGCUACAUUUGUGACAGCUCCCCACCGGCCAGAUCAUAUUAUACUUAUCACAGUGGGGCCACUUAAUCGGGAAGUGAAGAUCUGGUCCUCGGCGAGUGAAGAAGGCUGGCUACUUCCCAGUGAUGCUGAGUCAUGGAAAUGUACCCAGACAUUAGAGCUGAAGAGUUCUGCUGAACCCCGAGUAGAGGGGGCAUUCUUUAAUCAAGUCAUUGCUUUGUCACAGGCUGGCCUUCUCUUACUUGCAAAUGCUAAGAAGAAUGCUAUUUAUGCUGUGCACUUAGAAUUUGGUCCUGAUCCAGCAGCAACUCGCAUGGAUUAUAUUGCAGAAUUUACUGUUACCAUGCCUAUUUUGAGCUUUACUGGGACAAGUAUUUCACCUCAUGGUGAACAGAUUGUCCAGGUUUAUUGUGUCCAGACACUAGCCAUUCAGCAGUAUGCUCUGGAAUUAUCCAAGUGCUUGCCUCCACCACUGGAUAAUGUGGGUUUAGAAAAGUCAGAUUCCAAUAUUUCACGUGAACCAUCAGGGGCUGAAGGAUUUGCUUUGGAUCUAUCUGGAAGUAAACCCACAGAGAUGCUGCUAGCUAAUUCAAAUUCAGCACUUAAACAAACCAUACAAGAUAGUAGUUCUGAGGGUGCAGUUUCCGUGAGGUAUCCUGUAAGCUCUAGUUCUGUUGAGGCAACCACUUCGAAAGAUAUUACCACAUCAAGUACAGAAUCAAGACCUGUUGCAUUGGCAUCAGCUAAUAGUGAUUCAGAUGUUGUUUUUGUUGCAUCACCACCUAUUCCCUUGAGUCCUAGGUUGUCUGGGAAAGUUUCUGGUUUAAGAAGUCCAACAGAUGGCUCUGACCCGGGUCGCACACUCAAUGAGCAUGGUGGAGACCAACAAGUCAAUGAUUACUCAGUUGACAGGCAAUUGGACAGUGUUCGUUCAAACUUGUCAGAUGUGCCUGCAGUGGAUGAUGAUUCAAGAAAUAUUGAGCAGAAAGUUGGACAAGAUGAUUUAUCUAGUGUGCUCAAUCCUCCGAUCAUGUUUAAACAUCCAACCCAUCUUAUAACUCCCUCUGAGAUUUUAAUGGCUGCUUCAUCUUCUGAAGGUACUAAUCCUAUUGACAGCAAGAAUGAAGGGGAGGCAAACAUCCAAGAUGUGAUUGUUAACAGUGAUAUGGGUAAUGCUGAGGUGGAGGUUAAAGUAGUGGGUGAAGCAAGAUCUACUCAAAAUGAUGAAUUUGGAUCUCAAGGAGAACCUCAAAAUGUUGUUUCAGAAAAUAAGGAAAAAUUCUUUUGCUCCCAGGCAUCAGAUCUUGGAAUUGAGAUGGCCCGAGAAUGCUGUGCAAUCUCAGCCGAAACAUAUACUACAGAUGAAGCUCGGCAAGUUGAUGAUUCCAGCAUGACAGAACCACUGACCCAGUCUAAUGCUGGAGACGAAGACCAGGAAUCUGCAAAAGAUGUAUCUGGGCCAUGUACCACCCCAACAGUUUUUCAAUCGCAUACACCAACUACAAAAGUGAAAAAACAGAAGUGGAAAAACUCUCAAGCAUCAGGUCAAUCUUCCCCAUCACCAAGUAUGCUCAAUUCAAUAGAUUCCAACAAUGAACCAGGAGGGAGUUCAAGCCCCCCCUCUGCAGAAGCUGCAUUUCCUCAAAUUAUGGCCAUGCAGGAUACGAUUAAUCAGCUACUGACUAUGCAGAAAGAACUGCAAAAGCAGAUGACAAUGAUGGUUGCAGUCCCAGUUACAAAGGAGGGGAGAAGAUUAGAGGCGGCUCUUGGGCGGAGUAUGGAGAAGGCUGUAAAGGCCAAUAAUGAUGCUUUAUGGGCUCGUUUUCAAGAAGAGAAUGCAAAGAAUGAGAAGUUAUUGCGAGACCGUAAUCAGCAAAUAACUAGUUUGAUCAAUAACUUCAUGAACAAGGACUUUCCAGUCAUGUUAGAGAAAAUGGUGAAGAAGGAAUUGGCGGUCGUUGGACCAGCUGUUGCUCGUGCUAUAACUCCAGCUAUUGAGAAAGCAAUACCUCCAGCUAUUUCUGAUUCCUUCCAGAGAGGAGUUGGUGAUAAGGCAGUUAAUCAAUUGGAAAAAUCGGUUAACUCCAAACUUGAAGCAACUGUUUCCAGGCAAAUCCAGGCGCAGUUCCAAACUUCUGGCAAACAAGCUCUUCAGGACGCUCUUAAGUCUAGUAUGGAAGCUUCAGUGGUACCUGCAUUUGAGAAGUCAUGUAAGGCCAUGUUUGAGCAAGUAGAUGCUACGUUCCAGAAAGGAAUGCUAGAACAUACAAAUGCGGCACAACAACACUUUGAUUCUGCACAUUCGCCACUGGCACUUGCUUUAAGGGAAGCUAUUAGUUCUGCGUCAUCGGUGACUCAAACCUUAAGUGGAGAAGUGGCUGAUGGUCAACGUAAGCUAAUAGCUCUUGCAGCUGCACGAACAAGCUCAAGUGCAGUAAAUCCCCUGGUCACACAACUAACCAAUGGACCUUUGGGUAGUCUCCAUGAGAAGGUUGAGGUGCCUUUGGAUCCAACAAAGGAGCUGUCUAGGUUGGUUUCUGAACGGAAGUAUGAGGAGGCUUUCACUGGAGCUCUACAAAGAAGUGAUGUGACCAUCGUAUCGUGGUUGUGCUCUCAGGUUGAUCUGCAUGGGGUAUUGUUGCUGAAUCCUCUUCCUCUUAGCCAAGGGGUGCUUCUCUCUCUUUUGCAACAGCUGGCCUGUGAUAUCAGCAAUGAUACAUCGAGAAAAGUUGCAUGGAUGACAGAUGUGGCGGCUGCCAUAAACCCAGUAAACCAAAUGAUUGCAGUGCAUGUGCGGCCUGUCUUCGAGCAAGUUUAUCAGAUACUGCACCAUCAACAUAGCUUGCCAACAAUCUCUAGUGCCGAGCACACAAGUAUUAGACUUCUGAUGCAUGUCAUCAACUCCAUGCUGAUGGCCUGUAAAUGAUGAUCAUACUUCUAUCUAAAAUCCUACCAUUGUGCAAGAAACAUUAUUUAUAUGGACAUUUUGUACAAAUCUGCUGUGAGAUGUUUUCUUAUGAAAGCAUUACCAAACUUUGUAGAGUCAGUUUUUUCCUGGAAUUGGAUACGUAGGCUUAGGUACUCUGGGUUCUUGCUUUUGUCUACUGUAUUUAUUUCUUGUUUUUUCCUUUUUCAUUUUCUUUCUUUUACUCGUCAUAGCUCGCUGUAAACGUGAAAUUUUGUAUUUUCUUCACACCU
Prunus avium (sweet cherry) is the source of this 4773-nucleotide messenger RNA. RefSeq names its product Transducin/WD40 repeat-like superfamily protein (gene VCS). Gene Ontology annotation, molecular function: protein binding. Gene Ontology annotation, cellular component: P-body. The record is from RefSeq and is a predicted model, not a curated record. Lineage: Eukaryota; Viridiplantae; Streptophyta; Magnoliopsida; Rosales; Rosaceae. Gene Ontology annotation, biological process: deadenylation-independent decapping of nuclear-transcribed mRNA.